AUGAAUGACAGAACUACUCUGCCUUCCUAUGUGCGUGAGCAUUGGGACAAGGACGAGUUCUUUGGCUACCAGUACCUGAGUGGGCUCAACCCCAUGAUGAUCCAGCGCUGCACCAAACUGCCAGAGAACUUCCCUGUCACCGAGGAGAUGGUGAAGGAUUCCAUGGGCGGAAGCACCUUGAAGCAGGAGAUGAAGAGUGGAAACAUCUUCCUGGCUGACUACAAGAUGUUGGACGGUCUUCUGGGAAAUCAUAUCCAUGGAAAUUUGCAGUAUCUUGCGGCUCCUCUGGUCCUGCUCUACAGCAACCCCAAUGGCAAACUGUUUCCCAUCGCUAUUCAGUUGAAACAGGAGCCUGGAGAAGAAAACCCCAUCUUUCUUCCCUCUGACUCUGAGUGGGACUGGAAGCUUGCCAAGACCUUUGUGCGGAAUGCAGAGUUCGGCGUUCACGAGGUCGACUUUCAUUUUUUAAGAACUCACCUGCUGUCAGAGGUGUUCGCCGUGGCAACCCUGAGGAACUUGCCUCCACCUCAUCCACUCUACAAGCUCCUGUUUCCUCAUAUCCGUUACACACUCCAGAUCAACAUCAUGGCCCGGAAUAAGUUGAUCUCUAAAGAUGGGGCCAUUAACAAGUAUGCCGGAGUAGGAGGUCAGUCCUUGACCGAGGUGCUGAAGCGUGCCACAGCCUCCCUGACCUACAGCUCCCUCUGCCUGCCUGACAACAUUGCAGAGAGAGGCCUGGAGACGGUUCCCAAUUACUACUACAGAGAUGACGGACUCAAACUGUGGAGCAUCAUCAACAAGUACGUGGAUGGAUUCUUGCAAUAUUACUACCAGUCCGAUGAGCAUGUGCAAAAGGACACGGAGCUGCGUGACUGGGUCAGAGAGAUACACAACAAAGGCUUCCUAGGAAACAUCAAUUCAGAUAUCCCAUCAUCCUUCCAAACACUGGCAGAGCUUGUCAAAUUUGUCACCAUGGUGAUCUUCACAGCAUCAGGCCAACACGCUGCUGUCAACAAUGGACAGUUCGAGUAUGGUGGUUGGAUGCCAAACUACCCCAGUGCCCUCAGAAAGACCCCUCCCGCUGAGAAAGACGAGGCCACAGAGGAGACCUUUUUGGAGACCCUACCUGACAUUGGCACAACCGUCAACGGCAUUGCCGUCCUGAAGCUGCUGAGCACAAAGUCAACAGACCAUUACCCUCUAGGGAAGUUUCCAGAAGAUCUAUAUGAUGAGCGGGUCCCAGUUAAGAUCACUGACAACUUCCAGAAAGAUCUCAAGGAGCUGUCGUCCUCCAUUCAGAAGAGGAACAAGAAACUCGUGCUCCCCUACACCUACCUGGAUCCCAAAAAGAUUGAUAACAGUGUGGCCAUUUAA
Engraulis encrasicolus (European anchovy) is the source of this 1374-nucleotide messenger RNA. Its product is annotated as hydroperoxide isomerase ALOXE3-like. Gene Ontology annotation, molecular function: oxidoreductase activity, acting on single donors with incorporation of molecular oxygen, incorporation of two atoms of oxygen; iron ion binding. Gene Ontology annotation, biological process: arachidonate metabolic process; lipid oxidation; linoleic acid metabolic process. The coding region runs from base 1 to 1374 and encodes 457 amino acids. Lineage: Eukaryota; Metazoa; Chordata; Actinopteri; Clupeiformes; Engraulidae. The transcript is spliced from 10 exons. The record is from RefSeq and is a predicted model, not a curated record.